AGCCACCCCUCCUGAGGCUGAGAAUGCUCUUUUCAUGAAACCUUUCCUCAAUAGUAGAAGUACAAAUAUCACUGCAGAUAUCUAACGAGCUUCAGACUUCAUCUAUCAGUAUACCAAGGACACACAGAGACGCCAGAUCUUCUUGUCGGCCGGUCUAAGAUGGCAGGACUUUUGAUUUACCUGAAGCAGCCGAACUGCAUUUACCUGUGUACAUAUAUAUGGUUGGCAACCCUAGCUGUGAUGAAUGCACAGGAAAUUCUGAUACCGAAACCUGAUGAUUGGACUUUAAAUGAUGAGAGUGCAAAAACAUCAGACUUGGAAUCACAGCCCAUUGAACUGGCAGCCCUUGGAAGACCUCUGUUUCCUGGUAUGCUGUAUGACUGCCGCAAGGAUAACUUCAUUCCAGGUGUUACGCUGUGGGAUAAGAAAUCACUGAGUGAAAAUUUGGACAGUCGUCCACAGCCCCAGACAAGUAUUUGGUUUGAAAGCUCUGACUCUAUCUCUGAUCUCUCUAGUCGACUGGAUGUAAGUGCUUCCCUGAAAGCUAGCUUUUUGGGGGGGCUUGUGGAAGUGGGAGGAUCUGCCAAGUUCCUACGCGACAGCAAAUCCUCAAACCAACAGUCCAGAAUGACAAUGCAUCACAGUGAAACUACAAGAUUCGAACAGCUCACUAUGACCCAUCUGGGUCAGAUCACCUAUCCUCAGGUGUUUGACCAGAAAACUGCAACCCAUGUGGUCACAGCGGUACUGUAUGGAGCUCAGGCCUUCAUGGUGUUUGAUCGAAGAUUUUCAGAAGAGGAAAGUAGACAGGAGGUUGAAGGAGAACUGAACAUCAUGGUCAAGAAUAUUCCUCUACUUUCCAUUGAAGGACAAGCAUCUUUAAAAAUGACAGAUGGUGAAAAGAAAAAGGCUGAGAAGAUUGCCUGCACAUUUUAUGGUGAUGUCCAUCUUAAUCAGAACCCCACCACAUACAUGGAGGCCCUGGAGUUGUACAAGAAGCUUCCAUCUCUUCUGAAGGAGAAUUCACAAAAUGGGGUUCCACUCAAAGUCUGGCUCUAUCCUCUUCAUCUUUUGGAUACAAAAGCAGCUCGACUGGAGAGAGAAAUCAGCACAAGUGCAGUUUCCUACAUUGUAGAUAUAAUGGAGGAGCUGAGUGAUGUAGAGAGGACAUGCAACGAUCUGUCCAGAAAAACAGAGGUAAAUAUGUUCAGUAGCAUCAAAGAAAGACUACGCUCAUUUAAGAGCUCAGUUUCCUUUUACAAGGCAUUGCUCCUGAAAGCAGUGGCCAAGGUCUUGCCUGGUAUUCGAGGAGGAGAUAUGGAGGAGAAGUCAUUGAAAGACAUCCAGAGGAUCCACAGUAGCUCCCCUUUUAAUGCUGUCAUGCAUAAACAGUGGUUAAAUGAUGCGAAGACUGAAGUUCGCCUCUUGAGUUCUUACACCAAGACACUAAAGGAGAUCACAAUAGUAGACUCAGACAGUCUCAAAACUAUCCUCCUUGAUCCUGACAUUGAUUUCGUGGUAUGCUUGACUUUCACAUCUCUGCAGUAUGAAGACCUAUAUCUUUCAACUCUGCAGGACUUUCUGAAAUCUGAUCAAUUUCAAGACCUAGAUGGGGAAAUAAACAUAAUUUCUGAAUUUCUGAAUGUCAGAAAGUGGUUCAACAAUCCUGAUGUCAUCUCAACCUUGAGAGAGAACAUCAUUCUUUUCAGAAGUUUUUCAGAGGCCAAUAAAAACGACAAGAAAUUCCGAUUCAUUAUUUCUGCCAUCUCCGAUCCCUCCAGUCCAGGAUCCUCCAUCUAUCUGUAUGAGAAAGGGAAACUGACAGACACAAAGUUCCAGCCCCUUUCCAAGCCACCCCCGCCUAUAGUAAAAAACAUUCUAAGGCAAGCUGUGUCCCUGAAACUGCAUGAGUACUCAACUGAAAAAAGAUUAAAAUAUAGAGUUGAAUACAAUGAGGUAACGUCAAAUUUUGGAGCUGAAGAAAAGUGGUUUCAAGUAGACACAGCGGAUAAAGAAUUCACUCUGACUGGAUUGCAGUUUAAAACGCUCUACUCAAUCCGAUACAAGAUAGUGGGUGAACCGGGAGUGAGUGAAUCCAGUGAUGCUGUCAACAUUACAUCUCAUUCGGCUCCUCCCUCAUCUUUCAAUCCACUAUUUAUUUUUUCAUCAUCCUCCAGUUUUAUGUCUCCUACCGGCAGCACCAUUAAGAAGAUCAAAUUUUAUUACAACGAGGACUUUUUGUCUAUUUAUUUUUCGAGGAAACAUGUCAACCGUUUCAAAAAAAUCCAAGUGACUUUCAGUGAUGGCCAGAGGUUUACAGUUGGUAACUCUGAAACCAGCAAAGAAGAAGAAUUUCUAUUUGAUGAGGAUGAUAAAAUUGUUGCUGCAACAAUGUGGCCACGAAAGGAUGAUGGAAGAUUGUGUGGGUUGGAAUUUGUGGUUGAAAAAAGCAACGGUAGAAAAACCACAUUAUCCAUCAAGUGUCGAGAACCGAGUAACCCUUUGAGCAUCGAUGUGAAGUCUGGAAAGUGUUUUAGCAUUAAAACAAAAGCAGGAUCUGAAAUUGGGCUUCUGGACUUCUACUUUAUUUAGAUUCCUUCAGCUACAUAAUCUACUGUAUAUAUCCGUUACCGAGCAUAUCCAAAUAUCAAAAAGCGUAAAUUAUUCCGAACAUGUUCUAAAGUUAAUGCAUGCAUCAUUUUAAUUAAUAAAUGUCUAGUGUUUGAUUUGGAUCAAAGAUUGUUCAGGUAAAUGUAACAAUAACUCCACUAAUGUAACGAACAAUAAAAAUAUAAAAUAUGA
Molecule: messenger RNA, 2802 nt
Organism: Puntigrus tetrazona (Sumatra barb)
Lineage: Eukaryota; Metazoa; Chordata; Actinopteri; Cypriniformes; Cyprinidae
Product: cytolytic toxin-alpha-like
Exons: 7
Coding region: 160-2592 (810 amino acids)
Molecular function (GO): protein binding
Source: RefSeq, a predicted model, not a curated record